Messenger RNA from Ochotona curzoniae (black-lipped pika), 6315 nucleotides. It is a transcript of the gene VPS8, whose product is annotated as VPS8 subunit of CORVET complex. Gene Ontology annotation, molecular function: protein binding. Gene Ontology annotation, biological process: protein targeting to vacuole; endosomal vesicle fusion. The record is from RefSeq and is a predicted model, not a curated record. Gene Ontology annotation, cellular component: HOPS complex; early endosome; late endosome. NCBI's taxonomy places the organism in Eukaryota, Metazoa, Chordata, Mammalia, Lagomorpha, Ochotonidae. The transcript has 48 exons. The coding region runs from base 647 to 4933 and encodes 1428 amino acids.
GGAGCAGCCAAGACUGGAACCUGUCGGUGCCCAUAUGGGAUGCUGGUGCUUGAAGGUGGAGAAUUCGUCAUGGCAUCAGCCCUAUCCACAGUGGACAUGUAAAACUAGUAUGCUUCCAGCUAGGGUAUGGUUAGGGUAAAGUAGGACCCAUGAAAGAGGUGCUGUGGUCAUGAGUUAUCGGAGGAAGGUUGGGAGCCUUCUCUAGGUUGGCAAGUGUGCACCAUGCUUCCAACUCUGCAGACUGAUGGGGUGCACGGGAAGGCCUGUGCCUGCCAGUGGCCAGCCUUCCACCACACUGUCAACUGGAGGGAGAGAAAAUGGAAGAGUAGAGGGAGAAAGUGGCAGCCAGUUCACUUCCCCAAAAUGGCUGCAGCAGUUAGGGCUGCACCGAGCCAAAGCCAGAAGCCAGGAACUCAAUGUAGGUCUACAGUGGAGACAGAGACCCAGCCGUUUGAACCAUUACCUGCUGUCUUCCAUGUUCUGCGUUGAGCAGAAAGCUGAAAUUGGCAGCCCCACGUAGGAAUCGAAUUCACUUGUACCUGCUAGCAUCUUAACUGAGGUCAUCACUCAGGUCUUUCUGAUCUAAAUCCCAAAAUGAAGAAAAGCAUUUUCUUGGGUUGACUGAAGAACGUUAUUAACAAUAAACAUGGAAAAUGAAUCAGACCAGGAAAGUGUGGAGCAGACCCUCUGUGCCAAGACUACUGAAGAAGAACUGAAUAAGACUUUCAAUCUAGAGGCUUCACUUUCAAAAUUCUCUUACAUUGAUCUGGACAAGGAACUGGAGUUCAAAAAUGAUUUGAUUGAUGACAAGGAGUUCGAUAUUCCUCAAGUUGAUACACCUCCAACUCUGGAAAGCAUACUAAAUGAGACUGAUGAUGAAGAUGAGUCCUUUGUUCUUGAGGAUCCUACAUUGUUAAACAUCGAUGCUAUCGAUUCUCACUCUUAUGAUACUUCAUCUGUGGCAAGCUCUGAUAGCGGUGACAGGACCAACUUAAAAAGGAAGAAAAAAUUACCUGAUUCUUUUUCACUCCAUGGAUCAGUUAUGCGACAUUCCCUUUUGAAGGGAAUUUCUGCCCAGAUAGUGUCUGCAGCUGACAAAGUAGAUGCUGGCUUGCCUACAGCAAUUGCAGUGUCCAGUCUCAUAGCAGUGGGAACAUCUCAUGGACUGGCUUUAGUAUUUGGAAAAGAUCAGAAUCAGGCUUUGCGCCUCUGUCUGGGUAGCACCAGUGUUGGAGGACAGUAUGGAGCCAUCUCUGCCCUCAGUAUCAACAAUGACUGCUCAAGACUUCUCUGUGGCUUUGCUAAAGGGCAGAUCACCAUGUGGGAUUUGGCCAGUGGAAAACUACUAAGAUCAAUAACAGAUGCUCAUCCUCCAGGAACGGCUAUAUUGCAUAUCAAGUUUACAGAUGAUCCAACUCUUGCCAUUUGCAACGACAGUGGAGGCUCUGUUUUUGAACUGACAUUUAAGAGAGUAAUGGGAGUGAGAACAUGUGAAUCUAGGUGUCUCUUUAGUGGUUCCAAGGGUGAAGUUUGCUGUAUUGAGCCUCUGCACUCUAAGCCCGAAUUGAAGGAUCAUCCCAUCACCCAGUUUUCAUUGUUGGCCAUGGCAUCCUUAACAAAAAUACUGGUCAUUGGAUUGAAACCAUCCUUGAAAGUGUGGAUGACCUUUCCCUAUGGACGGAUGGAUCCCUCCAGUGUCCCACUGCUGGCCUGGCACUUUGUGGCUGUGCAAAAUUGUGUGAAUCCCAUGCUUGCCUUCUGCAGAGGAGAUGUUGUUCAUUUUCUGUUGGUUAAAAGAGAUGAGUCUGGAGCAAUACAUGUUACCAAGCAAAAGCAUCUUCACCUGUACUAUGACCUCAUCAACUUCACUUGGAUAAACUCACGAACGAUAGUGCUGUUAGACAGUGUGGAGAAGUUGCAUGUGAUUGAUAGACAGACGCAAGAGGAACUGGAAACAGUAGAGAUCUCAGAAGUUCAGCUGGUCUAUAAUAGCAGCCAUUUCAAAUCAUUGGCCACAGGAGGAAAUGUUAGCCAGGCCCUGGCCUUGGUUGGAGAGAAGGCUUGCUAUCAAUCCAUCAGUAGCCACGGUGGUCAGAUCUUUUAUCUGGGAACAAAAUCUGUUUACGUGAUGAUGCUGAGAAGCUGGAGAGAGAGAGUGGAUCAUCUUCUGAAACAGGAUUGUCUCACAGAGGCCUUGGCUCUUGCAUGGUCUUUCCAUGAGGGGAAAGCAAAAGCAGUAGUAGGAUUAUCGGGAGAUGCCAGCAAGCGAAAGGCUGUUGUGGCAGAUCGGAUGGUGGAAAUCCUGUUCCAUUAUGCAGAUCGAGCGCUGAAGAAGUGCCCAGACCAGGGGAAAAUCCAAGUGAUGGAACAGCAUUUUCAGGAUAUGGUACCUGUCAUUGUUGAUUACUGUCUUCUGCUGCAACGAAAGGACCUUUUAUUUAGCCAGAUGUAUGACAAGUUAAGUGAGAAUUCAGUGGCCAAAGGAGUGUUUUUGGAGUGCCUUGAGCCAUAUAUUUUAAGUGAUAAAUUGGUGGGCAUCACACCCCAGGUCAUGAAAGACUUGCUUGUUCAUUUCCAAGAUAAGAAGUUAAUGGAAAAUGUGGAAGCCCUCAUUGUACAUAUGGAUAUCACCAGCCUAGAUAUUCAGCAGGUGGUUCUCAUGUGUUGGGAAAAUCGUCUGUAUGAUGCUAUGAUCUAUGUCUACAACAGAGGCAUGAAUGAGUUUAUUAGUCCAAUGGAGAAACUUUUCAAAGUCAUUGCUCCUCCUUUGAAUGCAGGAAAGACACUAACAGAUGAGCAAGUUGUUAUGGGCAACAAGCUUCUCGUAUAUAUUAGUUGUUGUCUGGCAGGUCGUGCCUAUCCAUUGGGUGACAUCCCUGAAGAUCUUGUUCCCUUGGUGAAAAACCAGGUGUUUGAAUUUCUAAUUCGCCUGCACUCUGCAGAAGCUUCCCCUGAGGAAGAAAUCUAUCCCUAUGUCCGAACUCUGCUACAUUUUGACACAAGAGAAUUUCUUAAUGUAUUGGCAUUGACUUUUGAAGAUUUUAAAAAUGACAAGCAAGCUGUGGAAUAUCAACAACGAAUUGUGGAUAUUUUGUUGAAAGUUAUGGUAGAAAAUUCUGAUUUUACUCCAUCUCAAGUAGGAUGUCUCUUUACAUUUCUCGCGCGUCAACUUGCAAAGCCUGACAACACCUUGUUUGUAAACAGAACACUUUUUGAUCAGGUCCUUGAAUUCCUCUGUAGUCCUGAUGAUGACUCUCGACACUCUGAAAGACAGCAGGUCCUUUUGGAAUUGCUGCAGGCUGGGGGCAUAGUUCAAUUUGAAGAGAGUCGCCUCAUCCGCAUGGCAGAAAAAGCUGAGUUCUACCAAAUUUGUGAAUUUAUGUAUGAACGCGAACAUCAGUAUGACAAAAUUAUUGACUGCUACUUACAUGACCCACUGAGAGAGGAGGAAGUCUUUAAUUACAUCCACAAUAUCUUAUCCAUUCCUGGACACAGUGCAGAGGAGAAGCAGUCUGUGUGGCAGAAAGCAAUGGAUCACAUUGAGGAACUUGUGUCCCUGAAGCCCUGUAAAGCUGCAGAGCUGGUUGCUACCCACUUUUUUGGACAGAUUGAAACAGUCAUUAAAACAAUUCAGAACCAGGUGUUGCUUUUCAAAUUUUUGAGAAGUCUUCUUGACCCAAGGGAAGGUAUUCAUGUAGAUCGAGAAUUGCUGCAAAUAUCUCCCAGUAUUACAGAGCAGUUCAUCGAGCUGUUGUGUCAGUUCAGCCCAGACCAGGUUAUAGAGACCCUGCAAGUCCUUGAGUGCUACCGCCUAGAGGAAACUAUUCAGAUUACUCAGAAGUAUCAGCUUCAUGAGGUCACUGCAUAUCUUUUGGAAAAGAAAGGAGAUAUUCAUGGUGCCUUUUUAAUAAUGCUAGAGAGACUACAAAACAAACUUCAAGAGAUAACUCAUCAAGGUGAAAAUACCAAAGAAAAGACCUCCUUGAAGGGUGUGGAAGGUACCAUGAUGGAGACCAUUGCUCUUUGCCAGAGAAAUUCACAUAAUUUGAACCAGCAGCAGCGAGAGGCACUGUGGUUUCCGUUGUUGGAGGCAAUGAUGGCCCCUCAGAAGCUGACCAGUCCCACCGCCCCUCCUCUGCAUGCCGAAGCUCUGAAAUCCUUGACCAUGCAAGUCCUAAACAGUAUGGCAGCUUUUAUUGCCCUUCCAUCAAUCCUGCAAAGAAUCUUACAGGAUCCAGUUUAUGGAAAAGGAAAACUUGGAGAAAUCCAGGGACUUAUUCUGGGAAUGUUAGAUACCUUUAACUACGAGCAGACUCUGCUGGAAACAACAACUAGCCUCUUAAAUCAAGAUCUCCAUUGGUCACUGUGUAACCUGAGAGCUUCAGUCACCAGAGGACUGAAUCCCAAACAGGACUACUGCUCUAUAUGCUUGCAGCAGUACAAGAGACGCCACGAGGUGGCUGAUGAAAUUAUUGUCUUUAGCUGUGGCCAUUUGUAUCACUCAUUCUGUCUACAAAGCAAAGAAUGCACCAUAGAAAUUGAAGGCCAAACAAGGUGGACAUGUUACAAAUGCAGCUCAAGUAACAAAGUAGGAAAACUAAGUGAAAAUUCAUCUGAAACGAAAAAGGGAAGAACAGCCACAUCACAGGUAAAAAUGUCUCCAUCAUAUCACCCACCCAGAGGGGAUCCUGCCGCUAAGAAGGCAACCUCGGAGCCCGUCCUGGACCCACAGCAGUUCCAAACGUUCGAUCAGCUGUGCCGGCUCUACCGAGGGAGUUCCAGGCUGGCCCUCCUCACAGAGCUCACCCAGAACCGUGGCAGCGAGAGCUACAGGCUCGUCAGUGGCUCCCAGGGCGGCUCUGCCUUCAGCAGCAUCUUCCAGAACGAGAACUUCCAGCUGCAGCUCGCGCCCCCACCGGUGACUGAGGACUGAUGUGCUCUGGGGGUACCUGUCCCUCCCCCUUCACUGACCUGGCAAGCAGAGACACAUCCCACACUCUGUCCACACCUUAUAGGGAUUGUGCUUUAUCCCUGGGGACCAUUUCCUGUAUCCUCAAAGGUGGAGCCUACAGAGGUGGCCAUGCCAGAGCCUGUCGCACUGCAUCUCAGCCAGUCACAGAGUCAUUGGGAUGCUGGGGUAGCCAGGCCCAGUGUGAUGGCUGGGAGGGUUCGGGGGUGUCCCCCUCUUGAUGUGUGUUAUGUCAGUGCCCAUCCACAUAGAGGAUUGGCCCAUCGUGCCAAUAAACCCCCUGUGUUAAAGCCCAAUGCCUGCCCAGCUCAUGGUCUGUCCAGCCAGGGGGCUAGCUACAGCACCUUGGCCAGAGUUCCCUUCAUAGCUCAGAGCUAGGCACCCUGACUCUACUCAGAAGGGCACCUCUACCAUGCACUACCCCAGUUCCCCUGUGGUGGGGCAGGACCUCCAGGGAGAGGAGCGCUGGGACUUUGUGUAUCAUUGAUCCCAGGAUCACAGGCAAUCACCACACCCAGCAUUGGGGGUGGGUCCCGCCUCCCCACCCUGAUGCUGCACUGGGGAACCAUCAGCCCCUAAAUGCCACACAGAUACAGUGGCUGCCCAUGUAGGAAAUCCCACCACUCCUGUGGGCACUAGCCAUGAGCCCAGGUGAGCCACUUAACCCCUCAAAACCACUUACCAUGGAGCUGCCCUGUUGGUGAUUGAGAUGAUACAGGGAAGUGCCCAGCGCUGGGCAGGUAUAGGUAGCUGUCCCAGGAAUGCUGGUGUAGCUCGUGCCAGCCCUACCCCGAGGCUGGGGCUACACAGGGGCUGCCUCUGGGCAACAGAGGGAGAGGGCAAAAUUGCGGGAAGUGGCUGGACUCCGAACAGUGACCAGUGGAAUGCCCACUGUGCAUGCAGCUACACUGAGGCCUGGCGGCAGUGAGUGACUCACCAGGACAACUGCUAAGCAAGUAACAGUGUGGCUUCUCAGUGAGCCCAGAGUUAAAGCCAGAGGAGGACCCUGUAUUCAAGGCAUAGCAGGAUCACCCUUCUACCUCUAGUCUGGGGGACCAAGGAGGGGAUACUGGUACAGUACACAACAGUAUAAACUGUGAUGUCAGGACUGUGAGGAGGGGUGGGAGCUCAGGGACCAGUCCAAGCAGAGUUGCUUUGUGCCGUCGCAGUAAAGCUGCCCUCUUAGGAUAGCCUCACGGGACCCACAGAGCAGGACACAGAAUUAAAAGGCAAGGAGUGAGAGCGCCCCUCUGCAGAAGACGGCUCCACAGACAUCGCUGCAUGAGCAUUGUUCUAACACUCCAGAAAAGGAGCCAACCACAGAAAAUGUGGUUUCCACACACUGG